Messenger RNA from Girardinichthys multiradiatus, 924 nucleotides. RefSeq lists its product as uncharacterized. The record is from RefSeq and is a predicted model, not a curated record. NCBI's taxonomy places the organism in Eukaryota, Metazoa, Chordata, Actinopteri, Cyprinodontiformes, Goodeidae. The transcript has 6 exons. Bases 149 to 802 code for a protein of 217 amino acids.
CUAUGAUUCGUUCCAGAAGGUGCACUAUGGAAUUACAUUUGUGAUUCGCUGAAGUUACAAAUGUGAAGCAAAGCCUAGUCAGAAAACAAACAAACAAAGGAGAUACUUUAAGGCGGCCACCGGGGAAAUCGAGACAAUCAUCAGGAAGAUGAAGUGUGUUGCUGUUGUUGUGCUGCUGAGUCUUUUCUCUGAGGGACUCUCUGCUCCACUGACCAGCUGUGAUGCUCUGCUCAAACCAAUAACUGUUAGCAAUGAAGACAUGUUGGGUCGGUGGUACUUCACUGGGGGCAGCUCUGACAUCCCAGGAAGUCGCUCCCUGACACACCUGAUGACCAAUGUCUGGUUGGACCUGAAUGUCACCUCAAGGAGCAACGUUCUGAAUAUCGUCCAGACUCAGAGGAUAUUUGGCGAAUGUUCCAGCUUAGCAUACGACGUGAUCUUUGAGAACAGCACAAUGUUGAUCGAGCAACCUUUCUACCUUAAAGAAGUCUACCUGUCAACAGAGUGUGGUGACUGUCUGGUUGCCAAAGAGGACAUCAUCUCUGGAACAGAUACAUUUACCAGUCUUCUUAUGUUUAGUAAAAGCAGGAGCAUCUCACCUGCUGCAGUGGAACUGCUGAAGAAACAAGCAGAAUGCCUACAGCUCCCAAUGCCUAUAAUGAUAAACUCAAACUACGAAAUCUGCCCUGACAACAUCACGCCCUCUGAGGGCCUCAGUGCCCUCAACUCAGUACUACAGGCCAAGAUGGGACAUCAGGUGGCAAGACUUCUGGAUAUUGUUUUUGACAUGUUUAUAAACUGAAGGAAUUGCUGCAAAAAGCUAUAAUAUCGGACAAUUGUGUGGAAAUAAGUUUUAGUCUCGUACAUACGUCAUUUCUUUUUUUUAUGAAAAAUCAUAAUUGAAAUAAAAUUGAAAUGGCAGAA